Colletotrichum costaricense is the source of this 648-nucleotide messenger RNA. RefSeq lists its product as uncharacterized. The record is from RefSeq and is a predicted model, not a curated record. Bases 1 to 648 code for a protein of 215 amino acids. NCBI's taxonomy places the organism in Eukaryota, Fungi, Ascomycota, Sordariomycetes, Glomerellales, Glomerellaceae. The transcript is spliced from 2 exons.
AUGCUCCUAACCGGCAACCCAAAUCAACGAUAUAAGAAGAAGCCUCACAGCCAGUCGAAGUCUGCGUCGCGUCAGUAUUUCUCGGCAUUCUGCGGUCAUGGCCUUACCUCUCCGCUCAGCGGUCGUCGCAUGUCUGUUCCUGUCAUCCUGGAAACUUGGUUCAUCAGGAUCGCCGCGGAGCCUGCAACAAACGUCGCGAACAUAUCGCAGCAGACGAGGCCGACAGUUUUAUAUGGUACUCGGCGCUUUGAGGGAGUCAUAUCCCCCGUCUCGAGCCAAACAUAUUUCGAUCCGCCGCAAUCUACUCACUUUGUCGAUGUUGCCCCCACUGCUUCAGGCUGCACUGUCGUCGCCCUUGUUGCCCCGCGCUUUGGCAGAGAUCGGUCCAGCUGUGGAAAGGAAAGCUGCGUCUUCUGUGUCGCUACAGACAUGUUAUCUCUACUUGUCUGCGUUUCGUGGACUAUCUUGUCAACUAGCCACUGUCUUUCGAUUGCUGAUGGAAGGAAAUCAACUUCUCGUUUCGUCCACGAUGCCCGGCCCAACAGAAUCGCGAAGAGGCCCUGUCCUGACAGCCCUAGCGCUAGAAGCAAGGUCGACAGCGAGUUUUCGAUCAUCUUUGAAGUAAUAAGCGUUUUCUUUGAUGUCUGA